Lymnaea stagnalis (great pond snail) is the source of this 307-nucleotide messenger RNA. Lineage: Eukaryota; Metazoa; Mollusca; Gastropoda; Lymnaeidae. The record is from the annotation of a GenBank genome assembly.
AUGGGAUGGUUAACGCAAAAAUGGACAAAGAGUUUUUCAGCUGUCAUAAGCACCUUCACAACAGAUAUUAAAUACAACAGAAAAGUCAGUACAUGGUGUGUCAAGGCAGACACACGAGGCCAAAUAAAGUUGGUGCCUGUAACGCUCCUGCAUUUAAAUCUGGGGUUUCGUAUACUCUUAUCGAAGUUAACGCGAAGUUCAAAUUUCACAGCACAAGAAAAUGUGUUCCCACUUUUUUUAUUGUAUCUCACACAAUACCCCCCCCCCUCACCCCAACUGAUAUGUAUAACAAAAUGUAUUACCGUCG